Messenger RNA from Nicotiana attenuata, 1179 nucleotides. RefSeq names its product F-box/kelch-repeat protein At3g23880-like. Bases 1 to 1179 code for a protein of 392 amino acids. Lineage: Eukaryota; Viridiplantae; Streptophyta; Magnoliopsida; Solanales; Solanaceae. The record is from RefSeq and is a predicted model, not a curated record. Gene Ontology annotation, molecular function: protein binding. The transcript is spliced from 3 exons.
AUGGAAGUUGAGGCAGACCCUAAACAGAGCAAAACCACAAAGUGUAAGCAAAACUUUGCAAACCCUAGCUUGCCCAAUGAACUAAUAACUGAUAUCCUUGAAAGACUUCAUGUGAAGUCCCUCUUACGGUUCAAGUGCGUUUCAAAAGAUUGGCUUUCUAUAAUCUCUAGCCCUCAAUUUGUCAACACCCAUCUUACUCUUUCUGCUAAUGAUUACUUCUGGCAUAGAUUGCUGUUGAAAUUAAACCACAAUUUUAAACAUUGUUUUGUUAGCUCUAUAUUUGAUGAGGCUGUUAUUGAGACAUUUGACUUGGAUUUUCCCAUAAAAAAUCCUGAUACUUCUUUUGAUAUUAUGGGUUCUGUUAAUGGGUUGAUUUGUCUUCUCAUUGGGUUGAAUCGCUUGGUUCUGUGGAAUCCAUCAACUAGAAAGUUCAAGCAACUGCCUGACCUUAUGCCUAAGCACACAGAUGAUUACAACUUCAAUUACGGUUUUGAAUAUGAUGAGGUUCAUGAUGAUUAUAAGGUAGUGGGUAUUUUCUGUACAUCCACUCAUGGCUAUGUCUGUGUAUAUAGUUUAAAAACUAAUUCUUGGAGAAGACUUGGUGAUAUGCGAGGAGGGUUGUUAUACAAUGGUUCGGCUAAGUUGGUGCAUGGGAAGUUUCACUGGGCAACGAUGCAUGCUGGUGGUUGGGGCGUUGGGUCUAUUGAUUUGGUUGAGGAGCGUGCUGAUGGUUGGGGCAUUACGUCUAUUGAUUUGGUUGAUGAGAAGUGUCGAAAGGUAACUCGAGAUGAUAUGUGGGUUAUGAAGGAGUAUGGGGUUAAAGAGUCUUGGAUAAAACUGUAUACCUUCAGAUAUCCUAAUGUGCUUAAGGACUAUAUGAUAUCUCCACCCCUUUGCAUGUCAAAUGAAGGUGAAAUUUUGCAUGUCGUUGGAUCAACUUUCGCGAUAUACAAUCCGGUGUAUCGUUCAUUCACAUCUCCAAAGGUUACUAACAUUGAUGGCAGUGUUGAGGCGAAACUCUACAUUGAAAGCCUAGAAGUAUUUCUCUCUGCUCUGAUAUUCCAUCUAAUUCAGUAUUUACAUCCUCAUCCUGGCAAAGUUGAACUCCUGAUAUAUGAGUUGAAGGGGUUCCAACAACUGUCAGUUCCGCGAAAUCCUUUCUAUGAUCUUCACCGUUAA